UACAUAUCAUUGUCACCAACAUCUUUAACUUCACUUCCAAUCCAGACCUAGAUGUUUCCACUUCAUCCAAAUUACCAAAUGUUUGGGACUUCCAACCUAAAAUUUUCCUCAAAUCCUCCAAUGGGUCGGUGGAUUUUGUUAGAUAUAGAAAGAGGGAGACUCUACUUGCGAAUAGCUACCAAUGAGUGGCUAUCUAGACAGGAAUACCCGCCAGAGUUAGGUUUAUUUUGAACCUUGUGGAAUUGAUGUUGUAACAAUCUUAUGUAUAUUUGGUAAUCUUCAAAUAGAAAGUUGUUGUUACUAGAAAUGAGUUGAUGGGGAAGCAAGGAUCGCCGAGAAUGUUAGGAGCCGAUUACAAUUGGAACAAAGCUGGUUUGUUUCAUGGGUUCAAGAAUGACCCAUCAAAAAUCAGUUCAUGCAAGGGUGUCCAUGGUGGGAAAAGGCAUGUUUGGUUGGGUAAAAACCUGCGGUCGAUGGUUAUUGCGUUUGGGUUGAUUGGUUUCCUUUUCCUCUUGGACUCCCUUGUGUACUCCCUUCUUGAGCCCACGAGUGGUUCAGCCCCCAAAAAAUCAAUUGAGAAGAUGAAGGAGCGUACGACUGCCAACGUCAAUGAAGGGAAAAUACCAGUACAGAUGUAUGAUCGACUUAUGAAUUUAGCUUCUUUCGCUCUUGCAGAGAAAGAGUUUAGGGAAGAUUCAACAAAGUUCUGGAAGGAGACGUAUCCUGAGGCAUCUAUCUGGAGACCGUGUGCAGAUAGAAACAGUACAACAAAUCUAGGGAAGCCGAAGAAGAGCAACGGUUUUAUUUUGGUCAGUGCAAAUGGUGGUCUAAAUCAACAACGAGUUGCUGUAUGCAAUGCGGUUGCUGUUGCAUCCUUACUUAAUGCUACAUUAGUUAUUCCCAAAUUUCUUUACAGCAAUGUAUGGAAGGAUCCCAGCCAGUUUGGUGACAUUUAUCAAUUGGAUCAUUUCACAAACAACUUGAAGGAUGACAUAAAUCUUGUAAAGGAGCUUCCUUCAAAUUUGAAAUCACUGAACUUUGAAGCCAUUGGUAGUUUGAUUACGGAUGCAGAUAUUCCAAAGGAAGCAACACCGGCUGAUUAUGUCAAAACUGUGCUUCCUCUCCUGUUGAAGAAUCGAGUUGUUCACUUGCUUGGAUUUGGAAAUCGACUUGGCUUUGAUCCAUUGCCAUUUGAACUUCAGAGAUUAAGAUGCAAAUGCAACUUCCAUGCUCUAAAGUUUGCACCUGAAAUUGAACGAGUUGGUUCGUUAUUGAUCAAGAGGAUAAGAAAAUUUGAUGCCGCACGAAAUAUGCUGGACAAGCAACUGCUUGGGAAUUUCAUGUCAAAUACACCCUUGAAAGGGAAGGAUGCUGCUGUGGGAGAUCAAUCCAAAUACCUUGCUUUGCACUUGAGAUUUGAAGUUGACAUGGUGGCCUACUCUCAAUGUGAAUUUGGAGGUGGAGAAGAUGAGAGAGAGGAACUCCAAGCGUACAGGGAAUCCCAUUUUCCGCUGCUUGCUGAACGCUUGGAGAAAUCAAAGCCUACUUCUCCAACAGAAUUAAGGAGGUUGGGUAAAUGCCCACUGACUCCGGAAGAAGCAGCACUUGUUCUUGCCGGUCUUGGUUUUAACCGCGAAACCUUUAUCUAUCUUGCUGGUUCUCGCAUAUAUGGGGGACAGUCCAGGAUGCAAACAUUGAGUAGUCUUUAUCCCAAUUUGGUAACAAAGGAAGAUCUUCUCAACCGUAGUGAACUCGAACCUUUUAGGAAUUUUUCGUCUCAGCUGGCAGCACUAGACUUCAUCGCCUGUGCAACUGCUGAUGUAUUUGCCAUGACAGACUCAGGGAGCCAACUAUCAUCCCUGGUGUCCGGAUUCAGAACUUAUUAUGGUGGUGGUCAUGCCCCUACCUUGAGGCCUAUCAAGAAGAGACUUGCAGCAAUUUUGUUGGAGAAUAGCACCAUAGCAUGGGACAGCUUUGAGGAGAGAAUACGAAAAAUGAUUGAGGAAGGCCAAAGGGUAGGCGUGAGGGGCAACAAAAAAAGCAUUUAUAGACAGCCAAGGUGCCCAGAAUGCAUGUGUAAAUACCAUUAGUUUUUGCGUCUCAUUCUUUCAAGGCCCUUCCUUUCUUUUCUGUAAAUAAUAUACGUCAGAAAAUGCUCAUAUUCUGGCGGGUAUAUUUUUGCCAUUCAUGAAAGUUGUCGGACAUAAA
Rhododendron vialii is the source of this 2208-nucleotide messenger RNA. Its product is annotated as O-fucosyltransferase 8. Bases 315 to 2090 code for a protein of 591 amino acids. The transcript is spliced from 10 exons. NCBI's taxonomy places the organism in Eukaryota, Viridiplantae, Streptophyta, Magnoliopsida, Ericales, Ericaceae. The record is from RefSeq and is a predicted model, not a curated record.